AUGACCAGCCGGAUGAUCAUCCUGGCGGGAGCUCCCGAGUCAGCGAAGCUCGACUGGAGCGAGAAAUCCCUUCUGCCGGCUUCUACCCACGUCGAAUCUCUCUCCCACAAGAACGAACUACCCAACUCGCAGACCCCGUUAUCGCCCUCAUCCAAAGCGUUCGGUGCCCAAUGGCGACAGAUUACAACGCAGAAGCUCCAGAUGCGCCCGAUUUUGCCCAAACUCAACAUCGAUGCACGCCCGACGGCGCCAGGCAUUGCCUUCCCGCACCCAGGCAAGCAACAGGAUGAGGCCAAUGAGGUUGACCAGAGCGGCGCCGAAUUCUUUUCCUUUUCCGAACUACUCGGCGCAUCUACACCAAGCAGUGACAUUAGUGAGGCCCAGUCACAACCUUCACUCUCCGGCGGCUCCUCGUCUAUCCCAGACACCGCUUCCAACAGCACAGGCGCGUUCAACACAUCCGAAGGAGGGCCUCUAUCCGAGUACUACGACCAUUCCUUUUCCAUCUACGAAGCCAUCCCAUCAUCCCAACUUUCGCACUUCUCCGACUCCAUCACCCCUGGCACGCCCACCUAUGAAUCGAACGAGGAAAUGUUUUCGGCACAGCAGGUACCCGGUACCCCUGGGGGAAUAAUUCGGACUCCUUCUCAGAGACGAUUAAGUCAAGCGCCGCGACCGAAAACGCUGAGUGAGCUGCAAGACAUUCCGAAUGCAAGGUACUUGCAGACCAUCUCGCCGCAAACCAUGACAGUCAACUUGAUUGUGGGCAUUAUUUCCAUUGCGCCGCCAAGAACGGUCAUCACAGGGGCCAAAUAUGGCCGACCGAAGGAGGUGGACCUGGUGGAGAUGAUGGUGGGUGACGACACGAAAUCCGGCUUUCCAAUCUCCAUGUGGUUGCCAAAAGAAAUGCGGGUGAACUGGAAGGACGGCGCCAAUGCGAACCCGGAAGGGAGCCGAAGCAUCCUACGUCGAAGUUUGCGGUUUAUGAAACCUCGUGAUGUGGUGUUGCUUCAGAACGUGGCACUUAGCUCGUUCCGAGGCAAAGUACACGGGCAGAGUCUAAAGGGCGAUGUCACCAAGAUCGAUCUGUUGUUCCGCAAGAAAGUGGAUGACGACGAUUUGGCUGGUAUAUAUUCGGUGAGCAACCUCCGGACAGCCAAUGUGGGAAAGGACCCGCAGGUGUUGAAGUCUUUGAACUACGUUUCAUUCGUUGUUGACCACACCAAGACCGUUCACUACCUCCUGUCUUCGUCGUCACCUCGUCCCCAAGUCAACAUGAAGGCCCUCAUUCUCGUUGGUGGCUUCGGUACCAGAUUGCGUCCUUUGACCCUCACUCUCCCAAAGCCGCUGGUCGAGUUUGCCAACCGACCCAUGAUCGAGCAUCAGGUCGAGGCUCUCGCUGCCGCUGGUGUCACCGACAUUGUCCUGGCCGUCAACUACAGACCCGAUGUCAUGACGAAUGCGUUGAAGAAGUAUGAGGAUAUGUACAAUGUUAAGAUCACAUUCUCGGUCGAAUCCGAACCCCUGGGCACUGCCGGUCCACUGAAGCUGGCCGAGAAGAUCCUGGGCAAGGAUGACUCCAACUUUUUCGUACUGAACUCGGAUGUCAUUUGCAACUACCCCUUCAAGGAACUGGCUGCUUUCCACGACUCCCACGGCGAGGAGGGCACCAUUGUCGUCACAAAGGUCGAAGAGCCCAGCAAAUAUGGUGUCAUCGUGCACAAGCCCAACCAUCCUUCCCGAAUCGACCGAUUCGUCGAGAAGCCCGUCGAGUUCGUCGGCAACCGCAUCAACGCCGGUAUCUAUAUCUUUAAGCCCUCGAUUCUCAAGAGAAUCGAGCUGCGCCCUACCUCCAUCGAGCAAGAGACCUUCCCUGCCAUCUGCAAAGACGGCCAACUGCACUCGUUCGACCUGGACGGUUUCUGGAUGGAUGUCGGUCAACCCAAGGACUUUUUGAGUGGCACCUGCUUGUACCUGUCUUCGCUGGCGAAAACAAAUUCCAAGAAGCUGGUCCCUCACUCGGAACCCUACGUCUACGGUGGAAAUGUCUUGGUGGACCCCACAGCCAAGAUUGGCAAGAAUUGCCGUAUUGGCCCCAACGUCGUCAUUGGACCUGGCUGUGUGGUCGGUGAUGGUGUUCGCUUGCAGCGAUGCGUGCUGCUGGAGGACAGCAAGGUCAAGGACCACGCCUGGGUCAAGUCCACCAUCAUCGGCUGGAGAUCAACCGUUGGUCGCUGGGCUCGUCUAGAGAAUGUCACUGUUCUGGGUGAUGACGUUUCCAUUGGGGACGAGAUCUACGUCAACGGUGGCAGUGUUCUCCCCCACAAGAGCAUCAAGGCCAAUGUCGAGGUGCCUCAAAUCAUCAUGUAA
This is a messenger RNA of Fonsecaea nubica, 2370 nucleotides long. Its product is annotated as mannose-1-phosphate guanyltransferase. Gene Ontology annotation, cellular component: cytoplasm. Gene Ontology annotation, molecular function: GTP binding; mannose-1-phosphate guanylyltransferase (GTP) activity. The transcript has 6 exons. The record is from RefSeq and is a predicted model, not a curated record. NCBI's taxonomy places the organism in Eukaryota, Fungi, Ascomycota, Eurotiomycetes, Chaetothyriales, Herpotrichiellaceae. Gene Ontology annotation, biological process: cell wall mannoprotein biosynthetic process; GDP-mannose biosynthetic process. The coding region runs from base 1 to 2370 and encodes 789 amino acids.